CCUCCUCCUCCUGCUCCUGGGCAGGAUCUUCUUCGGGAAGAACAAGGUGAUGAUGGUGGCGCUGGGCCGGGAGCCGAGCAGCGAGUACAAGGAGAACCUGCACAAGGUCAGCAAACACCUGAGAGGGGAGGUCGGGCUGCUCUUCACCAACCGCACCAGGGAUGAGGUGGAUGAGUGGUUCUCCAGGUUCCGGGAGCUGGACUUUGCCCGUGCUGGGAACAAGGCGCCGUACGGGGUGAGCCUGGACACGGGGCCCCUGGAGCAGUUCCCCCACUCCAUGGAGCCGCAGCUGCGGCAGCUGGGGCUGCCCACGGCGCUCAAGAAAGGAGUGGUGACGCUGCUUUCGGAUUACGAAGUGUGCAAGGAAGGGGAUGUUCUCACCCCGGAACAGGCCCGUGUGCUGAAACUCUUUGGCUAUGAGAUGGCAGAGUUUAAAGUCACCAUGAAGUUUCUGUGGAAUUCUGAGACAGGAGACUUCCAGAAGCUCGUGGGAGACACAGCAGAGGAGGAUGAUGAUGAUGAAGAUGAUGAUGAUGAUGGUGAUGAUGGUGGAAGCAAUGAGGACUAACAGCUUGGACACCAGACAGUUCUAUUUGAGGAACAAAAAGAGGAUAUUUCCCUUCCCUGGGUGCACCUGGACUGGGAUGAUCUUUAUAUAAAAUGAGCUAUGUUUUUUUUUUUUAUAUUUAUAUAAAUAUCUGUGUGAAACUUCAGAUGGUUGUUGCUGCUGCCUGCUACUGUUGGUGUAUCCUGGAAUCUGAGGAAAUGCCAGCUCAAACAUCAAAACUCAGCAGAAAGGGUAUAAAUGUAAUAGAGCUUUGAUAUAGCACAAAGGGAAAGAUGCUGAGGGUUUGUUAUUCUGACACAGAAGAAGAUAUUUAACUCAAUCCUUGGAAUUUUGCCUUAUCCUGGGAAGUGUCUGAGGCCAGGCUGGAUGGGGAGCAUCUGGGAUAGUGGAAGUUGUGGGGUGGAACAAGAUGGAUUUAAGGACCACCCAACCCAAACCAUCCUGAAAUUCUGUGAUUCAAACUCCGUUCCAGGCACAGGUCAGAGAUUGGGUCUGCACUAGGAAGAGGUUUUAUUCUCUCAUGUAAUCAUUUAAGAUUUCACAUUAAAGCAGAACAGGGGCCUUCA
Molecule: messenger RNA, 1134 nt
Organism: Cyanistes caeruleus (blue tit)
Lineage: Eukaryota; Metazoa; Chordata; Aves; Passeriformes; Paridae
Source: RefSeq, a predicted model, not a curated record